Moneuplotes crassus is the source of this 729-nucleotide messenger RNA. The record is from the annotation of a GenBank genome assembly. Lineage: Eukaryota; Ciliophora; Spirotrichea; Euplotida; Euplotidae.
AUGACUGAGCACUUGUACGACAGGGACAAUCCUAAGUCUAACCUCAGAUAUAAGGGAACCGGAAUUGAAGGUCUCUUCUAUGGAGUCCCAAAUAUCAACGAGAGAGCUGAAAUGAUCGCCAGAGCCGUUGCUAAAGAAUCUGACGGUGACUUGACUAAGUUCGUCAUGCAAUCUCAAAAGCCAAGAGAUGUAGCACAAAAAUGGAGAACUUUCAAGAAUAUCGCCAGAUUCUUCAAAAAUCCAGUUGGAUAUGCUUACUGGAAGAUGAGACCACUCCACAAACAAAAUAGAGUCAGAGCUAUCUGGGUCAUUCUCGCUGCCCAACUCUACUUCAGUUUUGUAGCCUGGAUUGGUACCAAGAACAAGAAAGAGUCCAUGAUGGCCUUCUGGAUGCACUCCAUCGGUGAGACCAGCAAAGAACAAGGCUUGCCUCUCGACGCAAAGCCAUUCCCAGCAGAUAGACACAAAAACUAUCUGAGAUACUCGAACUUCCAUCAGAAGCUCAGGAACAAAAGAACCUCAAUGAUCUGGACUUCAUGGUGGUGCAGAGACCAGAACUUCAGAAAGUACUUCGAAAUGAGAAAGAAGCAUGGCAUCAGACCAUCUCUGUCUGGGUUCUACCAUGAGAAAAUUUACGAUGACUACAUCAAGAGUCGUGUGUCUUUGCACAAGAAGAACCAGAUGAGAGAUUAUAGUUAAAAUCAGUGCAUGGCUAUCAAUAAAGUCGAU